AUGGUCACCACUAGAGCCAAACACUACGGCCACAACAGUGACAUCGAUGGCCAAGGGCUGAGCUCACCUGCCCCUGAAGCGCUCAGCGAUCGCCGUAGAAGAUGGUCUCACCUGCUUCAUUCGCAACACUAUCAACCCAUUAUCUCUGAAGUCCUCGACGAAGAACUUCCUAAAUACGAAAAUAGUACUAUCAUUAAUGCCACAGACCGGGUCUCGCAUAUGCGCGAAUGCGCACUUAUUCUGGCAUCUGCACCGUCCGUAUUCGCUGCAGCCGUGAACGGCAAUUUGGUUCGGCAAAUGGCGUCAAAUGUGCAGCUCCAAGGAGAAUAUACCGUCAUCCAUGAGCGAGCGCACGAUCAGCCCUCAAUCUAUAUACACCUCCUGGCAGACGAGCACGGCAUUGCACCGACACCAAAUCAAUACUUAGUGAUAGGGAACAUGGUGUUUGACUACCUUGGAGAAGCACACAACUGCGAGCAUGCCUUGCAUGUGGACAAUAUCACGCCUCCCAUGGUGACUAAAUCAGCAUCUGAUCAAGGCCACCGUAAGUAUAUUCACACUACGAAUCGCUCUUCGAAGCGCGUAGAGACCCUCCACCGCCUGUUUCGAGGAAUACAGAAUCGCUGGCUCGAGACACCCGCAUCCCAUCGCGAUACACCGUUUCAGUUCCCUCCAGGCGAAUGUGGUUAUUCGAAGGACUCGCACAAUCGACUAGCACAGCACCGAGCACAUCAAUCUUCGAACUACGUCAUGAACCUCGUUGAAGAUAUAUGUACUUACCUUCAUCGCAUCGGACAAUUCAAGCAGCACUUUCUCAUGCAUCAGUUCAUCAUCUAUCUCAUCUUCCGACCCAGUCAAGCCGCUAUCGCAGAGAUCUUCUGCUCGGGACUCUUGCAGGUAUGGGUUGAAAAUGGUGGUGGGUUCAAUGCAUAUCCCGCUGGACGCAGCGUGGCAACUGCAAGGAGGGUAAGCAUAGUCGAAUGGCAUUCACACGAGAGGUGGAUUAGAGAGAAGUCACCAGUGGUUGAAAACAUGAGGGCACUGAAGGAAAAGGUCGAUGAAUGGCGAAAGGCGCUAGAGUGGGAAGAAGAAGCCGUGGAGGACUCAGAUGAGACUAAGAUUUUCGCAGAUGAAUACACGGGUGAUAUGUAUGAAUGCUUCUAA
Messenger RNA from Cucurbitaria berberidis CBS 394.84, 1164 nucleotides. RefSeq lists its product as uncharacterized. Lineage: Eukaryota; Fungi; Ascomycota; Dothideomycetes; Pleosporales; Cucurbitariaceae. Bases 1 to 1164 code for a protein of 387 amino acids. The record is from RefSeq and is a predicted model, not a curated record. The transcript has a single exon.